Messenger RNA from Spodoptera exigua (beet armyworm), 525 nucleotides. The record is from the annotation of a GenBank genome assembly. NCBI's taxonomy places the organism in Eukaryota, Metazoa, Arthropoda, Insecta, Lepidoptera, Noctuidae.
AUGUGGCAUUAUCGUUUGGCGACUAAGGCUAUGUUAGCCUUUAUUUUGAUUGGCUGGAUGGCUGGCCAAUCCGAAGCUUUGACGGCAUUUGGCAAGAGUAUUACCGUUGGCCCUACAGUGGCCCCAACUCCGAUUCCAGCUCGACCAUGCUCAAGGCAGGCGGAAUGCGCGGGCAUCAGCAGCAGUUCCUGUGUCCGCACUCACUACGAUCCUGUCACCCGUUGCCUGUGUGGAGACAACCAGCCGCCCGUCAACGGACAAUGUGAUUCGCAGACCAAAGCUCUCUACCACGUCUGCGCGAACAGUGACGAGUGUAACGAUGGACUUAUCUGCGGAACCCCCAACGUGACGGGCACGACUCCCCUCCACCUUAGAGUUCACCCCCCAUCAGAGAAGAUCUGUCUUUGCGAUGUGGACUCUGGGUUCACAGAAAAGGAGCACGCUUGUAACGAUGCCGAAAUUCUCAAGACAUCAUUGAUAGCCAUCUUCGUGGUGUCCUGCAUAAGGAAGAUCCUAGCUAAUUAA